AUGGGUGGUGGUGCAUUCUACGGGCCAAAGAUUGACAUCAAGAUCCAGGACGCCCUGGGCCGCAAGUGGCAGUGCUCCACCAUCCAGCUUGAUUUCAACCUGCCGCAGCGCUUCGACAUGGCCUACGUCGACAAUGAUUCGUCGCGGCAGCGCCCCAUCAUGAUCCACCGCGCCAUCUUUGGCAGCCUGGAGCGGUUCUUCGGCAUCCUGGUUGAGAACUACGCGGGCGCCUUCCCGCUGUGGCUGGCGCCCGUGCAGGUGCGGCUGCUGCCCGUCAACGACGCCGUGCUGCCCUACGCCCAGGAGGCCGCCGCGCGCCUGCGCGCAGCCGGCGCACGCGUCGAGGUGAUGGAGCGCGCCUCGAUCGCCAAGAUGAUCCGCACUGCUGAGCGCGCCAAGACGCCCGUCAUGGCGGUCGUGGGUGCCAAGGAGGCAGAGUCGCGCAGUCUUGCGCUGCGGCUCUAUGGCGGCGCCGACCUGGGGAGCCUGCCGCUGGAUGACGUGGCGACGCGGCUCAGCGCCGCGAUUGCCUCCAGGAGCAGCUUCUAG
Molecule: messenger RNA, 549 nt
Organism: Monoraphidium neglectum
Lineage: Eukaryota; Viridiplantae; Chlorophyta; Chlorophyceae; Sphaeropleales; Selenastraceae
Product: threonyl-tRNA synthetase
Exons: 2
Coding region: 1-549 (182 amino acids)
Biological process (GO): threonyl-tRNA aminoacylation
Cellular component (GO): mitochondrion; chloroplast stroma; cytoplasm
Molecular function (GO): ATP binding; threonine-tRNA ligase activity
Source: RefSeq, a predicted model, not a curated record